Molecule: messenger RNA, 5291 nt
Organism: Saccoglossus kowalevskii
Lineage: Eukaryota; Metazoa; Hemichordata; Enteropneusta; Harrimaniidae
Product: protein HIRA
Biological process (GO): regulation of DNA-templated transcription; DNA-templated transcription; chromatin remodeling
Cellular component (GO): nucleus; chromatin; HIR complex
Molecular function (GO): nucleosome binding; protein binding
Source: RefSeq, a predicted model, not a curated record
UUUAAACUACAAAAAACAAAUUAAUCGCCCCGACUGCGCCAGUCUAACCUUGCAUAUACACCAGGAUAUAUACACUGACAAAGAAAAUGAUGACGUUUACUAUUACUAUUUUAAAUCAACAGACUGUACGAGUGUAUGUUCUUAACUUAUUUUGGCAGUAUCUGUUCUGAAACACACAAACGGUUAUUCAAACACAAUUUUACCUUGGAAACAAACAUGUAUUUUUGAUUCUCGCCACGUCCUACCAGUUGCGGCGAUUAAUUAUUUUCCCGCUCGCACAUAGCGCCACCUGGAGUUCACCUUUGAGGCUCGGCAUUACAUUCAAAAUGGCGGACUGUAAAUUUUAAACCGAUUGAUUGGUGUUUGAGGGAGAAUUCUACCGACACUAUCGCGCUGCAAUAAGCAUCAUGCGUCUUCUGAAGCCCGCUUGGGUGUCACAUGAUGGUAAACCGAUAUUCUCGAUCGAUAUUCACCCUGAUGGAUCUAGGUUUGUGACUGGGGGGCAAGGUGAUGAUUCUGGCAAGGUAGCCAUCUGGAAUAUUGCACCAGUGAAAAAUGAAAAAGUAGAAAAGGAUGAGAAUGUGCCUAAAUUACUUUGUUCGAUGGACAAUCACCUUGCAUGUGUCAACUCUGUGAGGUGGUCCAUGAACGGAAAAUAUCUGGCAUCUGGUGGCGAUGAUAAACUUAUAAUGAUAUGGCAGUUCAUUGGCAGGUAUCCAGGCAGCUCCUCUACUUCAUUUGGUGGUAAAACCGUUAAUAUUGAACAGUGGAGAUGUGUGAGCACUCUUAGGGCGCAUUCAGGAGAUAUUUUAGAUUUAGCUUGGUCCCCUCAUGACGCUUGGCUAGCAUCGUGUAGCAUUGACAACACUGUUGUUAUAUGGAAUGCACACAAAUUUCCAGAGGUUUUAUCAGUAUUAAGAGGACACACAGGUCUAGUCAAAGGCAUUACCUGGGAUCCAGUCGGCAAGUAUGUGGCAUCACAGUCUGAUGAUAGAAGUCUGCGUGUCUGGAGAACAAUAGAUUGGCAGCAAGAAGCAUCAAUAACAAAACCAUUUGAUGAGUGUGGAGGUACUACCCAUGUUUUGAGGCUCAGCUGGUCUCCAGAUGGUAAUCACAUUGUAUCAGCUCAUGCUAUGAACAAUGCAGGACCAACUGCACAGAUCAUUGAGAGAAAUGGAUGGAAGGCAAAUAUGGACUUUGUUGGUCAUCGUAAGGCUAUCACAUGUGUGAGAUUCAAUCCGCACAUAUUCUCAAAAGUACUUAAAAAAGGAGGAAACGGUAAAAGUCAGCAGUAUUGCUGUUGUGCUAUUGGUAGUAGGGAUAGAUCAUUGUCUAUAUGGCUGACUGCCCUGAAGAGACCUUUAGUGAUCACACAUGAUUUAUUUAAUAACUCAGUACUAGACAUCUCAUGGAGUAAGAAUGGUUUUGAUUUGUUAGUUUGUUCUUGGGAUGGUACUGUAGCAUUCCUGUCCUUCACAGAGGAUGAACUUGGAAAACCCCUGGCAUCUGAGGAAAAGGCUAUGUUACAUAAAAAGUUAUAUGGCAGCAGCAUAUCAAUAAAUGACCCAAAUCACUAUGGCAACACAAUUAUUGAGACGCCGGCCAUGUUGAAAAUUCAGCAACAAAAAUUAGAUAAGCAGACUGAACAGAAGGCAAUGCAACAGAACAAUGUAACCACACCAAAAAAGAAUAUUCCCAUUAUGGUGGGUGAAGGGAAACCGAAUCCACUUGCAAAACAAAUAGAGACAAGGACACCAGAUGGCAGGCGGAGGAUAACCCCACUUUGUAUUGCACCACAGGUUGAUUUAGGUACUGUGCCUGAACCAUUCAGCAUUACAUCACCUUUUGGAUCACCUCAGCAAUCAACUGAACAAACUUGUGAUGCAUCUAGUAAUCCUCCAAGCAAGACAUUAGAAUCUGUCACGGCACUCCUGCCUUCAAUCACGCCGAUCUCUGCACUUGACUGCAGACUGACGGGCAAAGCUAAAACAAACAAGAUUAUUCACAAAGAUAAGGAGAAGGAUAAAGUAAAAGAAAAAACACCAGAUAAGGAAAAAGAAAAAGAGAAAUUGAAAGAAACGCCCAAAUCAAGAGAACCUAAAUCAUCUAGUACGACAUUAUCUUCGUCGAUAUCUGUAAAACGGAAAUCAGACACAACAACAGUGGGUAUCAAGAGACCGAGAAAAGACGCUGUGGUCAAAGCAGCAGCAGUAGCUGGCUCAUCAACAAUACCUACAACACCAGAUAGGGACAGUUCUAGGCAUGCUGUCUAUGUCACAUCAUCAUUACAACUGCCAACACCACAACCACAGAAGAAACUUUCACUUCAGAUACUUGGAAGAGCAAGUACUGAUCCUGUUAUGAAUAUAGAAUUGGAAAAUAAUAUCAACAUUGCAGGUAUGACUAUACAAAGAGUCAAGUGUGUGAAAGGGGAGCAGGUGACGUGGGAGGCUGUUCUCACAAGUAGAGGCUUAGCAAUGGCUGGUAACAGCAAUUUUGUAUGCAUUGCCUGUGAAGAUAAAAGUUUGUAUAUAAUUUCACCGAAUGGACGGCGUCUUCUUCCGGGCAUUAUUCUAUCUUCCACUGUUAGUGUGCUACAUUGUAGCGGACAUUUUGUUAUGAUAAUUAGUUCAGCAGGAAAUUUGCAUGUAUGGAAUGUUAAGAAAUGUCAAGCAGUGAUACGAAAUGAAAAUCUGGGAUCUGUCAUGCCAAGUAAAGAUGUGACAAUCUCCAGAACACUUCUAACAGAUCAGGGAUCUCCAAUAAUUACAUUAUCUACCGGUAGAACUUAUACAUUCAAUGCUGAUCUUCAUUGCUGUUCUGUAGCUUAUGGGGCCGCUAUCUAUCUUUUAAGUGAACAUAACGAGACUUGUUUAGUUAUGGCUAAAUCUAGAGUAGCACCAAUAAAUAGUCAACUUCUGACCUUGCCUAGACUUGAGUUGAUGGGAACGCUCAUCGCUACGAGAUUGUCGAAAUACGUGUCAGAAGCUCUCGAAACCAAAUUCUGCGUUACCGCGCACACACUCUGGUCGGAUAACCAGGCAGUUUUGCAUUGGUUACAUGGCAACGGAAAACAAGACAUAUUCACCAAAAACAGAGUUUCGGAAAUUUUGGAAUUUUCACAAAGUUUGAGAUAUGUCAACACCGCUGAUAAUCCCGCAGAUUUAGUCACGAGGGGAGUCCAACCCGAAACAUUAUCGAAUUCGGAUUUUUGGUGGUCAGGUCCAAGUUGGUUGUCAAAUCGUGAUAAAUGGCCUGGAAAAAUCGAAUUUGGUAAAAUCAUCGUGAAUAAUGACUCAGAGUCAGAAGUGAGAAAAUCCAAAAUUGAAAAUAAUAUUUCGACCCCAAAAGUGUCCGAGAAAUGUGCCCAGUGUCCGACCACUGGUACGAGUGACAUCGUUAGCGAUCGACCGCUACUUUGUACGCCCCCAAGUCAAUCCAGAGGACAUGUCAAUUCGGAGAACGAAAUUAGUCCUCAUUUCCAUAAAUCAGCAGAAGAUUUCAUAAAAACUGCUGAAACAGUGUCAGGAGAUAUCAUCGAUACAAACCGCGAACCUCCUGAGCUACAAAACUCCAAAAUUAAUGAUCAGAUCGUUUCGUUACAUGUCGCCUCUGAAUCUGACAAUUUACUCGGCCACCAUUUUGAACUUCACAAUGAGCCAAACAUCGCACCGAAGGAGAUUAUUCACGCAACUGAAUCAAACUCAGAACCUAGUCUUGAAAAAGAUUAUCGAUAUUCGCCGUUUCAACGAUCUACAUCGUCUGAGAUAUACGACGCGGAACACGCUUGGUUGACAUCGAUUCAGUCAACACAUUUCGGAGACGUUGUCAGUUCUAUUCGGAGACAACAAUUUAGACAUGGCGUACUUCAAAAACAACUUAAACUAUUUCUUGACGAUAAGUCAAUACUGCGAAUUGGUGGUCGGCUUCAGAAUACCGACUUUCCUUUCGAAACCAUGCAUCCAAUACUCCUUCCUGGUAAACAUCGGUUUACUACGCUCAUAAUUCUUGAUGCUCAUCAUUUAUUAAACCACGGUGGGCCGUUAACCACAGUUAACAAAAUUCGGGAAAAAUAUUGGAUCACCGCGAUUCGCAGACAUGUGAAUUCUACAUUGAGAUCUUGUGUCGUUUGUAAGAAGGUCGAUGGAACUCCAUUUCCCCUUCCUACUCAAGCUCCACUUCCUGAUUUUCGAGUGAAGGAAGCAGUCCCAUUCGAAUUCUGCGGAACAGAUUACACGGGACAUUUGUUCGUUAGGGACCAACACACUGGUCUUUCUAGUAAAGUUUAUGUACUAAUUUUUACGUGCGCCUCAACUCGAUGUAUUCACUUAGAAUUAACUCAAGAUUUGACCGCCGCAUCAUUCAUUUUGGCUAUGCGACGUUUCACUGCUCGACGGUCAACGCCCCGGAAAAUGAUCUCAGAUAACGGUUCCACAUUUAUAGCCGCCGCUAAGAUUUUGAAAGGACUCGACUCGAGUCCAGUCCUGAGAUCUAAACAAGCAUCACGAAUGCACCAAAUGAAUCCACAUUUACAACAAGCUGCUACGUUGAGUCAUCUUGAGAAUCAACUUGCUGCUGCCCUCACAGUCAAGUCCAGUAAAGAAUACAGAUUUUGGUUGCUAACAUAUGCCAGGUAUUUAGCACAAGAAGGUGUUGAAAACAGAUUACGUGAAAUAUGUGAUGAUCUUCUUGGCCCGUUUUAUAGAGGGGAUGUUGAAGACAGUAAAUGGGAUUCCAAUGUUCUGGGAAUGUCAAAGCGAGAUAUUCUGCAGGAUAUCCUACCUAUAGUCGGUUCUAAUAUCCGAUUUCAGCGUGUGUAUAUGGAAUAUCAAGAACAGUUAGAAAUGACACGAAAAUAAAAGAAUUAUACUGGAAUAUCACGAAUAAUUGUGAGUGACACAAACGUGAAGUCAUCAAUGUGGAAGCAGUAAAAGUAACUUUCAUGGAACAUUGGGAACGAUUGGAAACAAUACAGAACUUGGAGGCAAUUGUCUCGAUGUCUAACUCUAAUGCCUUGAUCAAAAUAGUCAAAUAUUUUCUGAAAAAUGUCAAAUACCAAUAGUUUUAAGGCAUUUUUACAGAUAUUGGUUUGAAAUUGCAUGUCCUUCAUAUAACAAAGUUCAAGCUCCGCAUAAGCAAUUGUGCUGUUAGUGGAGACAAUUUGGUACAAACAAACACACAAACGUGGAACUGUUGAAAGGAAUAUGGUAUCAAUUAUAUGCAACAAUUGUAAAUAUGUUAUAAAUAUUUUAUUCACAAUUUAAUCUUUACCCCAGUAUUCAUUUUAUUCU